UGAAUGAAUUGAUGACCAAAUGUGCACUCAUUGGUUGGUUUUGAGCAUUCAUUUGAGGCAUACAUUGCAGUGAAUGAGUGUCUGAUUGAGUGUUGCGUUGAAUCACUCGUCACUCGUCUGUUGACUAAACAACAACUCUUCCCACCAUUUGAUCCAAAGUGUGGUCCAAAACAUCCAAACGAUGGCCUCUUUUAAUAUCGAUUCGUUCUUCAAUUCAUUGAACCGUAAAAUUGAACCGCAAAUCCAAAGCCACUUAAAGGAUGUCUAUUCCUCGAUGUCUGUGGCGCUGUUGAGCGCAGCCAUCGGUGGUUACAUCCAUUUGUUCACUAAUUUACUACAAGGUGGUAUACUGUCAUCAUUGGUGGCGAUCGGGUUUGUGAUCGCUCUCUACUCCACUCCAGACAACGGCAAGAAUCGGUCGACAAGACUCUGGUAUUUGAUUGGCUUCGCGUUCGCAUCGGGUCUUGGUUUGGGACCACUUAUGGAAUACGCGAUUUUGGUUAACCCGACGAUCAUUCCGACGGCUUUCCUCUCGACAUGUGUUGUAUUCGGCUGUUUCUCUCUGAGCGCUGUCUUCAGUGAUCAGCGAAAAUGGCUUUAUUUGGGCGGAACUCUCAUGUCAUUCCUCUCACUUCUUCUGAUGCUUUCUAUCAUUAAUCUGUUCAUUGGAUCCCAACUCUUAUAUCAGAUCCACUUGUAUUUGGCAUUCUUCGUCGUCUGUGGCUUUAUUAUGUACGACACAAACCUCAUCAUUGAGAAGAGACGCCGCGGAGACACCGACUAUAUCUCGCAUUCAGUUCUUCUGUUCUUGGAUUUCAUCGAUAUUUUCCGAUAUCUUCUCAUUAUUUUGACGCAAAAGAUUGACGACAAAGAGUUUGCCAUUCCGGCCAUCGAUGGACCGCUUCCCACAAUCGACAGUAUUCUCAAUGAGGAAGACAACGACUCCAUCGAUAGUGAUCUUCAAUUGGAGGCAAUCGACACGACAAGUGGUUUGAAUGAAUUUCUCGAAUCAACUGAAAACUCUUCGAUCAGUAGUUUUGAGUCGAGAGGAGUGGCGAGAAAGUCGUCGACAGCGCUUCCAUCCAAUGAAUCCAUAGCGAGAAGUGUGUCAUUCAAUGGAUCUGUUAUACGGCACUCGAUUCUGAAGGCAAUAUCUGCUCAAAUCAAGUCCGCAGACACCGAUCGCAUCAAUGGUGGAAAGCCGACAGCGCUUACCGUUUCCACACUUUACGUCGCUAUCGGGACAUCGCAUGGAUUUGUUCUCGUCUUUGAUUUACGACAAGUGAUGAAAUCAUGUCUCCGUACAGACAGUGAUUUGGGAUCAGUGUCUGCGAUGUCUAUCAAACGCGAUAACUCGAGACUACUUUGCGGUUAUAGCAGA
This is a messenger RNA of Medioppia subpectinata, 1381 nucleotides long. The record is from the annotation of a GenBank genome assembly. NCBI's taxonomy places the organism in Eukaryota, Metazoa, Arthropoda, Arachnida, Sarcoptiformes, Oppiidae.